GGCAGACGCACGUAGGUGUUUCCGGUGUCUUAUAACAUUUUACUUCCUUCCACACAGAGCGAGGCGAACGAACCGAAAAAGAAAACCAGGUUUUUCCACAUUGUGCUCAGAAAUCCCGGUUUGAGUCGGCGGGCCGUCUGUCGGAUGACCCGCGGCAUGUGCUGAGAGCGGAAGAGGCCCGGAGAGUCGUUACAAACACCGACCACCGCGCGAAGGCUUCCGAAGAAAGUUUGGUCGCGGGCCUGUAAACAACAUGUCCUCCGCCUCGCAGUCUUCGUCCCGACGGCAGUGGUGCUACCUCUGUGAUCUACCUAAGAUGCCGUGGGCCAUGCUGUGGGAGUUCAGCGAGGCGGUGUGCCGGGGCUGCGUCAACUACGACGGCGCGGACCGGAUAGAGCUGCUCAUCGAGACGGCCCGGCAGCUGAAGAGCACGCACGGGGUUCUGGACGGUCGGUCCCCGGGUCCGCCGCAGAGCAAACCCAGCUCCGCGGGGCCGGCCGAGGCGGGGCGGCAGCACGGGGAGCGCGCAGACAGGGCUCGGGGGGAUUACGGGGUGUCUUCCCGCCUCCCGAACGGCCUGCAUAGAGCUGAGGACGUGGCUCUGUCGGAGGGGAGCCGCCAGAGCCCGAACACCCGCCGGGCUGUGAGCGGGGCGGUCCCCGGCCUCCACAGCACCAUCUCUCAUGCCUUAAUAACCCAGGGGCUGGUGGCGUCCCCGCACGGGAUUCUAGCCCCUCUGUCAGGCUCCAGGGCGGGGGCCACACCUAUAGCGGUGUCAGCUGCCCCCCUGAUGGGGGAUGCUGGCAGAAGACAGGCUGUGUCUCUGGGUGUGGGGGCCAGCACCUCUGCUCUGGUGGGCAUCGAUCCAGCAGUGUGGAGGAACAGCGAGUUGAUGGCUGAGAUGAACGAGGUGGCCCGGAGCCGGAUAGAGGGCUGGCCGAACCGGCCCAAAGCGGUGCGGGACGUGCUCGUGGCCCUGAGCAACUGCAUUCCCUUCAACGUGCGCUUCAGGAAAGACCACAGCCUGGUGGGUCGAGUUCUGGCCUUCGACGCCACCAACACUCCAGAGGUGGAGUUGAAGGUGUUUGUGGAAUACCCCGUCAGCCAGGGCAUCUUCUUUUUGGGGAUUCCAGACCUGGUCCGGCAGAUGUUCCGUGAUUCGGCCAAAGAUGCUGGCAAAGCGGUGAACUCUGGGCUGCGCUAUGUGGAGUAUGAGAAGAGGCAGGGCUCAGGGGACUGGCGCGGGCUGUCGGAGUUGCUGAAUGAUGGCGUGCGGAUGUUUAAAGAGCCCCCCAUCCCUGAGGUUCUGCCCCAGCCAGACGCAAUCCUGCCUAUGGGAGCAGCUGGACGCCCCGGUCCAGCAAAGGGCACAACCCGGCGCCGGAAGGCCUCCCCGGGUUCAGAGAACGGGGAGAGUGAAGGGAGAGGUGACCACUCAGGAAGGGAGCCCUGGCCCAGAGCUGGAUACACAGCCGUCGACCCUCUACAAGGCAUGGGGGCCCCACAGGAGGGCCCGCAACGUCUCCACAGCCAGCCCUCCCCCAUUUCAGCCCUCAUGGGGGUCACGGACAGCCUGAGCUCCGGUCAGGUAUCCAGAGAUGGCAACAGCAUGUCCACAGCUCACUCCUCCGCCGCUGGCCGCUCCACCAGCAGCAGUCCAUCAACCGCCUCCACCUCAGUCUCCCAGCCGGCCAUGGGCCAGGGCUUGAGCGCGGGGGGGCCCAGCAGCAACGCCGCCACGGGGGAGUCCGUAAGCGGCACACAGGGGGCGCUGCUCUGCUGCACUCUCUGCAGGGAGCGCCUGGAGGAUACCCAUUUUGUCCAGUGUCCCUCUGUCCCGCACCACAAGUUCUGCUUCCCCUGCACCCGAGGGUUCAUCCGCAGCCAGGGUCAAGGCGGGGAGGUGUACUGCCCCAGUGGAGAGCGCUGCCCCCUGGCUGGAUCCACCGUGCCUUGGGCUUUCAUGCAGGGGGAGAUCUCCACCAUCCUGGCUGGAGAAGGAGACGUGACGGUGAAGAAGGAGAGCGAUCCCUGAUGUCUCCACCCUGCUGUUAUGAAUGUGCAGGGGUCACUCUGAAAGCACUUCCCUUUGAUCCGGAGCAUCCCACGUGUGCGCCUCGCAGAGCACGGCAACGCUGAAAACCCCGGAGGACGAAGACGACACCCAAACCAGUUACUACAGACACAGGACGACCCGUCUGGGGCGGGUCCAGGCCCGGCCCAGCUUCUAGCAGAACCCCCAUCUUUGUCCAGGAUUGAAAGCACACGUUUGUUUGACAAUCUGUUUUCCUGUUCUGUUCUUGCUCUAAACAUUGUAUUCUUCACAGAACACUGACCGUUUAAAAGAACCAGCGCUCACACAGAUGCCAAGGAAACGGAAAAAAAAAAGUCAAGAUUUUCAGUGUUUGUCAAAAUGUGAAUUUACUUUCAAUAUGGCUUUGUAAUUUCUAUUUUUGAUACAAAUUGUUUUGUAUUUGUUUAUAGAAGACCAAAGAUGGCUUCAUGCUGUGUUUGCUACAUUCACUGGUAACCUUGGCAUCAGACGCUGAUUAGUUAACCUCAAGGCGCUGAACUUGUUUUUAAUCUGUUGUAAGUCAGUUAGCAUCAGAGCGGCGAGCCCACUCACCGAUCUGACAGGAUCCUAUCUACAAUAAAGGACAGAAGCCCGG
Messenger RNA from Oryzias melastigma (Indian medaka), 2669 nucleotides. RefSeq names its product interferon regulatory factor 2 binding protein 1 (gene irf2bp1). The transcript has 2 exons. NCBI's taxonomy places the organism in Eukaryota, Metazoa, Chordata, Actinopteri, Beloniformes, Adrianichthyidae. Gene Ontology annotation, molecular function: transcription corepressor activity. Gene Ontology annotation, biological process: regulation of transcription by RNA polymerase II. The record is from RefSeq and is a predicted model, not a curated record. The coding region runs from base 254 to 2035 and encodes 593 amino acids. Gene Ontology annotation, cellular component: nucleus.